CGACUCUAUUGGGAAGUUCUAGUGCUGUACGUGAGGCACUGGUAUGACUGGAGUAUACGUGAUGUGAGGCAAAGAUGCUGUAGGGCCGGCCAAGAUCUUCAUCGGUUCCGGGAGAUCCAACUCCUGAUUCUCGCACCGCACAGGUGUAGUUCCCAUUGGGAACACCUGCACGACAUCGGCGAUUGUGGAGUGUGGAGGAGGUCGGGUAGGGGGAUGGAUGGGGAGUUCCGUACGGGCGGUGACCCUAUGUUUGAAAACAUGGUGGCCUUUAAGAAGGAUUCCGAG
Molecule: messenger RNA, 285 nt
Organism: Oppiella nova
Lineage: Eukaryota; Metazoa; Arthropoda; Arachnida; Sarcoptiformes; Oppiidae
Source: the annotation of a GenBank genome assembly